AUGGGCGGUAAGUAAGUUGAAAAUAAGACUGGUUUAAUUAGCUGUCUAUAAAAUAGAAUUUUAAACCAAAAUUAAUAUCGCAAUAUAGCUCUGCGCUUUUAGAUACAUCUGCCAGGUGCGAUGAGCUGUUUUCAUCAGACGGAACUGUCGACGAUCUGCCAUUCUUUUCUUCAUCAGAACCAGAAUCCUCCAAAUCACAAGCAGAGAAGGCCUUGGAAGAACUAUUGUCGGACGAUUCCUCAUUCGUACUUUCUGAAUCAGAAGAGGAAGACGGGAGAUCAGAUCACAAGAUGAGUGCUGCUGAGAACAUUGAUGUUUUAGCUGAACAUCUCAAGUCGAUGUUGGGGAUGAGUGAGAAUAACGAGUUCAGAGAGAAGGCAAUGCAGCUGAUGGACGGUGCUAAGACGUUGGAUCAGUUCAAGAAUAAUGUCAAAAAGAAAAUGACUGAGUUUAUGCAAAAAUCUGAGAAUUUCAACAAGAACAAAGACGUUUUGGCUAAUUUGAAGAAGAAAGGAGUUCGCACGAAGCGAGGCGGAGCGUCUAAGACAAUUGUAAGUUGUUUGUUUGUUUCUUGUUGUAGUUUUAGGUUUCAUUUCAUUCAAGAAUGCAUUUUAAUUUAUAAGAAUAGAAAAAAAUGUUUUAUUCAAUGUUUAUAUUGGCAACCUGAUGCAAAAGCACAUUAAAACUUAUUUUUUUGCAGCAAAAACCAAAGGGCAACAACAAUGUACACUUAAACCCCAUUGAUCUCAUUAAUGCCCUACGAUCUCCUCUUCGAUCUCAACAAAAGGAAAACGAAAGAGCUUUCUUGGAUCUUCUCAGUUCUUCUCAGAAUUCUGAUCAAAAAAUCGAUGGAAUGAUAACGGAAACCGAUGAGGAACUGGACAAUUGGCUGGACACUAGUCUGGAUAACGUCGGAGAGCUGUCUUCGAUGUCUUCUCUCACUCUGGUACCAUCUUUGAGUACUAGUUUGCCUUUGUUGAGUGAAACCGACGAUGAACAGCUAGAUUCGUCGCUAAACUUAUCACAAAACUUGCUCUGA
Bursaphelenchus okinawaensis is the source of this 1039-nucleotide messenger RNA. The record is from the annotation of a GenBank genome assembly. Lineage: Eukaryota; Metazoa; Nematoda; Chromadorea; Rhabditida; Aphelenchoididae.